UAAUAAAUUUUUCUUUUCUUUUCUCGACAACGGUGGUAUUUUUUUCUUUUCCCGUUAAACAAGGCAUACAUUAAUUGUAUACCUUGCUUAAAAUACGACCGAUUAUUUAUACAAUAGUGAACGAAAAUAAUUGCUACAAAGAAAAGCUCAAAGUGAAAUGAAUAAAGCAUAAUUUGCUGCAACACAGGUGUAGCAAACGUAACUAGGCGAUAGCAAAGCUAAAAAGUUCCAAAGGAAAUCGUGGAGACCCCGGGAGUCAUAGUGCUAGAGCACAGUAGAAAUGGCAUCUCGUGGUGGACCGAUGGUGGUUGGCACUGAUGGCAAUGACUAUGAAUUCAGGCAGCGUGUGGCAGCUCCACAUUAUAUCAGUAUGCUGAAUAAAUCACGCCUACGAUAUUGUAUUUUCUUUCAUACGUUACUUGCCUUUUGCAUGAUGGCCAAACUGACUUCGGAUGUAUUGGAUCGCCUCGAUAUUUUUGUGCUAGAAAUCGAAGAGCUUGAAGUGCCUAAACCGCUAUGGUGGGAAUAUAUUUGGUUAUCAUCGUUGUUGGCGUCCUUCAUUGGCCUGUCAGCGGCGCGUGGCAAUAAAGUGCGCGAAAUGCAAAAAUAUAUGAUAGCAAUUGUUGUAUUGGGCAUACUACCAUUGCUCUACUGUAUGGUCUACUACUUUAGCGAUGUAUGGGAUUACAUUAAACUGGAAAAUAAGGCCGAUAUUGAUGAGACAGAUAUUAUGAUGUGGCAGGGUUUCCCUUAUGGUCUAUUGUGGUAUGCCUUCUGCUUGGUUGGAUUCCAAGUUCAUGGUUUCACGCUCAUUUUCUCUAAUAAGUGCCUCCAGGCAUGGCGUGCACGCACCGCUGCCAGGAAGUAUCAGUGAAACAACGAGAAUCACGAAAUCAAUUUUUUCGAUGCGACAUAAAAAAGCUUCGACCAAAAAUGCUGGUUUAUGCAGAUGGUCAAAUGAUGCCUAAUCAAAUUCAACUGGUUUUACAUAUAUUUAAUUUUUUUUGUUUGCUGUCUUAACCAACAAAUUUACGGGAAUAUCUUUGAAUUAUACUUAAAAAAUAUCUCUAAAGUUUUGCCUUUGGAGACAAAAGGAUAGAUUUUUAGAAAAAAAAAAAACAAUUUGUAUGAGAUUCCUUUGACUUUGUUUGCAAGCAGAUAUCGUUAAAAUACUGCUUCUAAGUAUUUCAUACAUGUGCUUGAUAUGGCUGAUCGUCUGCAUAAACUUUCAGAUCAAACACAAAACAAGCAAAACUUAUUUACUUUUGGUAAGCAAUAAAGAAUCGAAUCAAGAAAAACUAAAUUAAGUUGCACUUUAAAUUAAAUGUACUUGAAAUCUUAGUAAAUUCACAUGGUAGAUACCAACUUGAAUGUGGAUUUUCACAACUUUGCACACAAUUCUGCGCACAUAUUUGUAAAAAAAAACUUAUAACAGAGACUUUAGUGGCAGCUACAAUGUAAAACAGAACCUACGAUUUUAAAUUUUUAAUUGAUACUGAAUAUUAAGCAUACAAGAAAUUGACUGUGUAAGGAACUAGUCUCAGCUCAAGGACGACUAUACUUGAACUAUUAUACAAAAUGUAUAUAUAAAUGUUAACUUUUGAAACAAAGAAAACCUAUUAGUAAAUGUGAUUAUAAAAAUGUCGUAUUGAUGUGUAAAUUCGUAGUUUAAGCAUAAUCAUGUGCGUGCGUUUAAUUACAUUGUCCAUCUUGAUUCGUGAAUUCGUUUCUGUUUAUACAAAACACAGACAAACAAAAUCUUAAAAUACUCGUGAAAUACAUUUUUAGUUUUUGAUAUUAUUUUACCAUUUAA
This is a messenger RNA of Rhagoletis pomonella (apple maggot), 1813 nucleotides long. It is a transcript of the gene jagn, whose product is annotated as protein jagunal. Bases 281 to 874 code for a protein of 197 amino acids. Gene Ontology annotation, cellular component: endoplasmic reticulum membrane. The transcript is spliced from 3 exons. Gene Ontology annotation, biological process: endoplasmic reticulum organization; vesicle-mediated transport. The record is from RefSeq and is a predicted model, not a curated record. Lineage: Eukaryota; Metazoa; Arthropoda; Insecta; Diptera; Tephritidae.